Messenger RNA from Cryptococcus wingfieldii CBS 7118, 633 nucleotides. RefSeq lists its product as hypothetical. The record is from RefSeq and is a predicted model, not a curated record. Gene Ontology annotation, cellular component: cytosol. Bases 1 to 633 code for a protein of 210 amino acids. Lineage: Eukaryota; Fungi; Basidiomycota; Tremellomycetes; Tremellales; Cryptococcaceae. Gene Ontology annotation, molecular function: RNA binding. The transcript is spliced from 5 exons.
AUGGCUCGCGGCGGUGCUGUCUCUUCUCGUGGACGUGGAAAGUUCAAGGUGGCUCGAGGAGGUGGCCGACACUUCUCUCGAGACCUUGAUCCCCGUUUCAGCCAGGAGGAUGAGGCUUCCGAAUCAUCAUCAUCUGAAGAAGAAGAGUCUGAAGACGAGCCUGAGCCCGUCAAGCUUGCUCCUGAGAUGGCUGCUCUGAAUCUCAAGCUUGGAAACACAGUCUCGAUUGAUGAGCAGAAUGGGGAGGAAGAGAUGAGCAGGGCGGAAAGGAAAGCCAUGAAAAAGGCGCAGGCUGCUCAAAAAACUAUCGUGGAGGAAUCAGAGAGCAACAGCGACGAUGAGGAGGAGAAGAAGCCCGCACCGGUGUCCAAGGCGGCGGCUAAGGGUAAGCCCAAGAAAGUGGAGCCCGUGCAGUUGUCGAGGAAAGAGAGGGAGGCUGCAGACAAGAAGGCGGCGGCGCAACGUCAUCAGCAGCUACAUGCUCAAGGCAAAACAUCUGAGGCCAAAUCUGAUCUCGCAAGGCUUCAGGAAGUGCGAGCUCGCCGUGAUGCGGCGGCCGCCCAACGAAACGCCGAGGUUGAGGAGAAGGCCAGGGAGGCCGCUGCCAAGAAGGAGAAGAUCGACAGGAAAUAA